AUGGAAUUCCGCACUCUGCCACAUGCUGUGAGAGAGAUCGAGCGGUUGCGCCAACGCGUCCAGGAACUUGAGCAUAAACUCGAAAGUGCUACCACCAGUACCAACAACAACGACGACCAGUUAUUGCGAAAUCAAAGCCGACAAUCGAGGACAAAAAAGGGAUGGCUUGGGAUUCAUACACGCACGGCAUACUCGUCACAAACCCAAUGGUAUGGGCCGUCGUCGGCCUUCUACUUCAUCGGGCGCAUGAGCGCAUACCUCAGCGCCGCUCUCGACCAACCUCAAGAUGAUCAUAACAUGCAACCUAACUCCGCCUGUCGCACCUUUAUCUGCCCUACCUCGCCGACACACGUCCCCGAAGAACCACCAGCGCCUUCUGGGUUCGUGGAUGCUUCUGCGGGAUCGGAGACGUAUUUAAAUGGCAUUGAAGAAGACUACUUUCUGGAUCUGUUCUGGCAGUCAUACCAUCCCAUCUACCAGAUUCUUGACGAGGCCGAAUUUCGAGAACAUUACAAAUCUCUGUGGGUGGAUUCAGCUACCACGCGAAAACCUUCCGCGCUGGUUGAUAUUAUCCUCGCUCUAUGCAUGCAAUAUGGUGUUGCCUUGACGUCAAACAGCGGUAUUGAUCCCGCCAUCACCUCUAGCCGACCUCAUGGACAGGUCGACAUCAGCGACGCCAGUAUCGCAGGCCGAUGGUACUACCGUCGGUCACAAUCUCUCCUCACGUCGGAGCUGGAAAGUCCUUCCAUCACGACGCUCCAGUGCCAUAUCUUUUCGGGCGUCUAUUUGUGCAAUGCGUCCUUCCAGAACAUGGCACACACUACUGUGGCCCUCGCUGUGCGCACCGCUCAUAUUCUUGGUCUCCAUCUGGAACCACCUGUGAAUCUGCCGCGUCCUCAACGAGAGUUGCGCAAGCGCAUCUGGUGGACGUUAUACGCGAUCGAGAGCAGCACAUGCAUGAAACUCGGUCGACCAUGCACUAUGCCUGACAAUUCUGCGACGUGCCAAUUGCCUGCCGACGAUCAUGAGCUGGCUCGGCUAUCUGUGUCGAAUAUCGCUGCCUAUGGCGAUCAGGUGACGUGGUUGACGUACAGUCGCCUUGUCCCAACACUGGUACUAGCGGUACAAAAAUUGUAUCUUGCAUUCUUCGAUAAAUGUGCGGAGGUACUGGCUGCCAACGAUGCUAAGUGUGUGUACCUAGACUCUCCGUCUUUGGAAGCCUCGGCUGAGUUUCUCAUGUCACACAUGGACACUAUGCAGGAAUGGGUGCGCAGUGUUCCAGAUGCCAUGAAGACCAAGCGCAAGGGUGGUGGAGAGCCGUUCUCAACCGAUAGAUCCGAACUAGAUCUGGAACGCUAUGCUCCCUUGUGGUUGCAGCGCCAACGGCUUAUCCUGGAGCUUCUCUACCACAAUCUCUCUAUGAAUCUCUACCGGCUCCUCCUCCACUUUCCGUCCUUCCCAAACGUUAACCCCGAAGGUACACCCUUUGCUCAAGGAUGUGCAGUCUCCUGUGUCAACCAUGCGAUUGCGAUCACCCACAUCCUUCGUCAAAUUCUGACUUCCACGGAUUUCCUCAAUGGCUGGUAUCAUGCCUUUCAAUGGCAAUGGAACUCGACUCUUUCCAUGAUCGGUUUCAUUCUUGCCUACCCUUUACACCCAUCUACACCAGCCGCUCGCGCCGCCAUUGAAAGUGCUAUCACUGUCUUUGAGGCCUUUGGCAACAACUUCGCGGUUGCGGGGAGCGCCGCCAAUGUCGUUCGUGGACUCGUCGCCAAGGCGGACUUUCUCAGUGGCCGCUUUGGCGCUGCUGGUACUGGCACCGCCACCACCCUGACUCCUCCAUUCUCGGACCAGAUGGAUGGAUCUUCAGGAUAUGACGGGAACUAUGCGGGCUGGAAUACGCUGCCGCCAGAUGAGCCUUCCGCCAUGUUCCAGAGCACGCUGGUGGGGGCCAUGGGAUUGGCUCAUAACGUCGAUUCGUACUACAGUUUUGAGCCCUUGUAUGCAGGGUCAAGGGACCUGGCAGAUGCGUGGAACUUUAGCCACAAUUGA
Messenger RNA from Aspergillus clavatus NRRL 1, 2052 nucleotides. Its product is annotated as fungal specific transcription factor domain-containing protein. Gene Ontology annotation, biological process: positive regulation of transcription from RNA polymerase II promoter by galactose; DNA-templated transcription. The transcript has 2 exons. The coding region runs from base 1 to 2052 and encodes 683 amino acids. Gene Ontology annotation, molecular function: zinc ion binding; RNA polymerase II cis-regulatory region sequence-specific DNA binding; DNA-binding transcription factor activity, RNA polymerase II-specific. NCBI's taxonomy places the organism in Eukaryota, Fungi, Ascomycota, Eurotiomycetes, Eurotiales, Aspergillaceae. Gene Ontology annotation, cellular component: nucleus. The record is from RefSeq and is a predicted model, not a curated record.